Messenger RNA from Danaus chrysippus (African queen), 2559 nucleotides. NCBI's taxonomy places the organism in Eukaryota, Metazoa, Arthropoda, Insecta, Lepidoptera, Nymphalidae. The record is from the annotation of a GenBank genome assembly.
AUGGAUAGUCCUAUGAAUCGUUACGAACAACAGCUGUACAGUGUGUUCAAAACCUUCGACAUAGAUAACGAGGAAGCCUUAAAAAGGUCAGCAGUACUUCAGCUCUGUGACUCUUUACAGCUCGAAGAUCGCGGCGCGGCGCUUGUGGACACCCUCUUUGACCGACAGAGCGACCGUGUCACAUUUUCACAAUUCCGCAACGGGCUGCUCUCCGUCCUAGAUAAAGAUCCCAUACGACGGCAAGAGAGCUGCUCGAGUAAGGAGAGCGUCGUGUCUAAGACCCCGAGCCCCUCGUCACCGGCACAGAGCGACGACGACUCUCCCGGGAGAGAAGCGGCUCCUAAGUUCGCCUUCGGUUCAAAGAGGUACGGGAGACGAUCCCGGCCUCACCGCGUGGCCGCGGAAGAUACGCCGCGUCAUCGGGUGGCGUCGGAGUCUCGUCUGGACAGUGUGCGGGCGAGGCGACGCAUGAGGUGCAAGAGGAGCUCGUCCGCCAUGGAGAGUCGAGAGGAGGACGCGGCAGCUCUGGAGCUGGACCACGAGCAACGCGUCGACCGUGAGCGGGCGCUCGCCCUGUGCCGGGGACUCGACAUGCAUGGAGUCGAUCGGUUUCUGGUCGACCGCGUGUUCGCAGCCUCCGAUGAGAAUGAGGUGACGGUGGGCGAGUUCUUCGACCGACUGAACGCCUCGCUUACGAAUUCCAUUGAAACGUCUCUGGAUGGAGGUGUUGUGGAAGGUGAUUCUAAAUCUGAUUCUGACAUCGUCUCGAGUGAUACGGUCGUGGAGACCUGGAAACGAGCUGGUGUAAGAAAACCGAUGGGGCUGUUAUUGGAACUAGGUUUCGGAGAAGCCGCUUUACGGUUGCAGUCUCUCGAACGCGUUCUCGACGAUGAAUUACGUGCUAACUCCUCGCAAAUGGACUCGCGUUUGCCUCUAGCCGCAUAUUCACUAUCACGUAUACGUCUAGAAUCUGUUGGGAGACUCCUCGACGUCGCUCGUGGUGAACGGGACAAACUCCGCGAAGACCUCGGUGAAGCAAACCGACGUGCCAGGCUGCUGGCACAGGAUGUGGACGAGAAUCACGAUCGCAUCGAAGCCGAGCUCAAGUCCAGGCUGCGUCAAAUGGAGGCCCGACACGCCGAGGCCGUUCGCAUUGCAGCGGCUGAAGCCGGAGUUGAGAGGGAGCGGGCCGCAGCAGCGAGGUCCGCGCUCGAAGAGGAAGCAGCGCGUCGGGCGGAUACCGAGAAUCACCUUCGGAACGAGAUAACUUCACUUCAAGAACGCGUCGAAGAAUAUCAGGAGCGUGCUACGGCUGCAGAGGCUCGGUGCCAACACGCCGAGCGCGAGCAGAGCAGGCUGCAGGAGGAAUUACGGCGGGCCGAGGAGCGCGAUGCGGAGAGGGCGGCGCGGGAGGGAGCGGCCAGGGACGAGCUCGAGGCUCGCCUGAGAGAGGCGAGGGAGGAGCGAGCGCGGCUGAGGGACCGCUGCGACGAGCUCGGCGCGGCGCUCGAGACGGCCGGCGCCACGAGGUCGGCGAGGGAGGGGGCCGCGCGCUCCUGGCGGGACGAGGUGGACGCGCAGGCGCCGGACUCGCUGCCUGAUGUGUGUGACCUCUCGCUGCAAUCUUUUGAUAAGAAAGAUGCCCAGGAAGCAAUAGAGAAGUUGAUGACGUUUCUGACUAAUAUACGAGAAAUAUCAGUUCGAGACGGGAACGGCUGCGCCUCGUGCGAGACUAUCUCGACAACCACUGAGACCUUCCGGGAAGCGUUAAGAAGCUCAAGAUAUGAAGGAGCAGACACGACAGGCCACAACCACGUGACCUCGAGGGACGAGGCAGCGGUCCAGACGGAGCUCGAGGACGAACAGCGGCUGGGGGCUCUGAGGAAGACGCUGGCAGACAUGGAGCACGACCAUCGAGUGGAAAAAGAGAGUCUCACGAACGUCAUAAAGGAACUAGAGACGAGUUUAGAGCUAUUGAAGACAGAAUACGAAAAAUGCGAGGAAUACUGGAGCGACAAGUUGGAGGAGGAACGGGAGGCGUUCGCGGAGGAGCAGCGCGCGGGAGACGACCGGCUGGCAGACCUGGCGGCGCGCAUCGCUGACUACGAGAGACAGUUCGCGCCCGCGACGCUCCCCACCAUCGACGAGAGGGACCAGCUCGAGCUGCAGGUCAACCAGCUGCAGGACGAGUUCGACGAAUACCGCCGGACGCACGACGCCGAGCUGGCCGCUAAGGUGAGCCACGGAGACGACGCCCGGGGGGGGGGGGCGGCCGGCGGGCUCGUACUCAUCACGAGACGAUUGUUCCAGUCGGAGGAGCUGCGCAGGCUGCACCGGCGGCUGGAGGCGGCCGAGGGAGCGUCCUGCGUGUGCGGCGGCGCGGCGGCGGCGCGCUGGCGGGCGGCCGUGUGGAGGGAGGCGGGCGCGCUGCGGGCUCGCGCCGGGCGGGCGGAGCGCGCGGCCCACAGGCUCCACGCGCGCCUCGCGGCCGCCGACCUGCUGGUCAAGGACCUCUACCUCGAGAACUGCCGCCUGGCGCACGGCCCGCGCCUGCCCUGA